AUGCCUGACGAAGAGCUCAACAACACCCUGUCUUUAUUUGUUUGCGAAGUUAGAAAGGUUGAUGGUACUAAAUAUCCUCAUAGUAGCUUACAUGGAAUUAUUUCUGCCAUCCAGCAUUUUCUGAAAACCAAAGGAAGACCAGUAAAGCUUUUCAAUGAUGAAAAGUUUUCAUAUCUGAGAGAUGCCCUAAACACUGCAAUGAAAGACAGCGCAUCAAGUGGUCUUGGAAUAAAGAAAAAACAGGCACAAGUAAUAACAUUGGAUGAAGAGGACRAAUUGUGGUCAAAAAAUGUACUCGGAGAUGAUAAUCAUCAACAGUUGUUGGACACACUGCUUUAUCUAUUUGGUCUACAUUUUGCCUUAAGAGGAGGAAUGGAACAUCGAAGGCUUCGAUUACAAAAUUCCCAAAUAUCACUAGCAGAAGACAAAAAGUUGGGUUUCAAAUUUCUUGAAUACCAGGAAGACGUAUCCAAGACAAAUGCCGGAGGGCUGAAGCACAGGAAAGUUGUACCCAAAGUAACACGAGCGUACGAGAAUAAAGUCAACAAGAAGCGCUGUGUUGUGAGAUUGUACGAGAAAUACGUCAGUUUAUGUCCAAAAGAUGCUACUGCAUUUUAUCUAACACCACUCAAGUGCCCAAAGGAGAAUGUGUGGUUCAGCAGUGUUCCUGUUGGACAUAACAAGUUAGGCUCUACUGUCAAGAGACUGUGUGAAUCUGGAGGCAUUUCUGGCCACAGAACCAAUCAUUCACUUCGAGCAACGACRGCUACACGACUAUACGAGCAUGGGGUAGACGAGCAGCUUAUUUGCGAAAAAACAGGCCACCGAAGUAAUGCAGUUAGAUCGUACAAGCGUACUUCCAAAGAGCAAGAGAUAAAUGUUUCUGAGAUUCUUUAUGGAGCUGCUACUAAAAAGUUCAAGCAAGAAGAAGAGAAGCCAAAGCAUGAAUGCCCAACGCUCAAAAAAGAAAAUCAAGAUAGAAAUCAAAAGGUCCCUAUCAAUAUUAACUUGAAUUUUGUUUUGAAUUAA
Exaiptasia diaphana is the source of this 1029-nucleotide messenger RNA. RefSeq names its product zinc finger MYM-type protein 3-like. Gene Ontology annotation, biological process: DNA recombination; DNA integration. Bases 1 to 1029 code for a protein of 342 amino acids. Gene Ontology annotation, molecular function: DNA binding. The record is from RefSeq and is a predicted model, not a curated record. NCBI's taxonomy places the organism in Eukaryota, Metazoa, Cnidaria, Anthozoa, Actiniaria, Aiptasiidae. The transcript is spliced from 3 exons.